GAUGUGUCAUGCAAUAGAUGGAGUCUGCGAUUCAAUCGAAUGUCAACGGCGUGGAGACAUGCGCGAUGGGGACCCAGGACAUCGUCAAGGGUAUCGCAGUUGUCAGCAACGAAGGGAUAUCGGUCGGAGCAAACACCACAGACUGUGCAGUGGUCCUUACGGCAAUUUGUGAGCAGACUGCAGACAUGAUGACGGAUGGUGAGGCCAGUGAGAAUGAUGCAUGGUGUGUUGUUGCAGACGAAAAUGUGGUCAGGAUGUCAGCAGGAACUCUCUUCCCCUAUGACAUCAAUUGGGUGCCUGGUUGUCUUCAACCGGGUAUCGUUGGAGGAGCGUCGUGCUUCGCGUUCAAAGUCAAUGGGGAAUGGGUUCCAUAUCCCGCCCCCAAAGCGACGUCGUGGAGGGGCGUGACUCUGUCAAUCAACUUCGACAGAGUGCUGAGGUUGAACGAUGAGGUGCCGAUGCGUGAUGCCAUGGGGAAUGUAUGGACCACGUGUUAUAUAAACGGCAGCUUCUCAUCUAGGCACCUGAACAGGGAGGUGACUGAAGAGGAGAAGAUGGUGAUGGCUUGUCCCACCCCUGCUGCUCGUUGUUUUUCGCCGCCUCUUCGGAUCCCUGUGGAACUCGAGGUGGCAGAGGGGAAAGUGUUCGCGGGUGACCAUGGGUACACAUACACGCAUGCCAGAGGGGAGGACGCUACUGCUGAUGGAAUAACCACGCUGGUAGGGGACCCAGUCAACCUGAACCCUGACGUUCUGGCUGCCAUAGACAUUGCGGCCCAUGUCAUCCCUGAGGGGCAGUUGCAGCAGCAUGUGGCCCCUCAGAAGUAUGGAUAUCGCAUGGUGGAGCAGUGGCAGUUCCUGGUGGUAGUGACACGUGUCUCCAUUUUCAAUGCAGAUGUGAAGGACCACGUGCUGGUUGUGGAGCAUGCAAAGCGGUGCUGGGAGAAGAUAAGGGAGGAGGACCGUCAGAUGGUGUGCAUGGGUUACGACUCCAUGCCAGACCAGGGGAUGUGGUCCAUGGUUGAGGGGAGUCCUGGUGGGCAAGGGCAGGGCGAUGGCGAGAACAGGUACAUGGCUCACAUCCGCCGCAGGCAUGGUUGCUCCGCCCUUGUUGGUUGGGUCCCGGCCAUAUGUCGCAUGACAUACGAGCAAGGUGGAGAGAUGAUGAUGAGGUUCAGGGACCCGCUUGGUGUGCAGUUUCUGCUGACGUACUCGGAUGGCCUCCUGCUAGACAUUCGGUAUAUGGUGGCCGAGGACACCCGAGGUGGACAUUGGAGGCCGGGACAGACGGAGGAGACGCGCCCGGGACAUCAGGACGGUUUGUCUGCUGAGGUGGAGGGCCCAUGUGGAGGUGAGCGAGUUGCAGGGUGCUCUGCAGCGCAGGGUGACGUGGCCGGGCCCAACAAGACAGCGAUGUCCCACAGCCCGAGGAAGGUGAAGGCGGUUGUGUCGAGGCCGCGGAGAGGGAAGACGGCUGGUGACAAGCAAAAGAAGAACCCCCAGCCUGUGCCACAGACCGGUAACAAUGCAGAUGCGCCUGCACGGGUCCACAGACGCUGCAGACACCCCGGGAUGGCAGCUUUGACAGAGAUCAGGAAGCUGCAACGAUCCACCGACCUUU
Messenger RNA from Chara braunii, 1620 nucleotides. Lineage: Eukaryota; Viridiplantae; Streptophyta; Charophyceae; Charales; Characeae. The record is from the annotation of a GenBank genome assembly.